Messenger RNA from Drosophila miranda, 1884 nucleotides. RefSeq names its product mitogen-activated protein kinase ERK-A (gene rl). The coding region runs from base 305 to 1435 and encodes 376 amino acids. Gene Ontology annotation, biological process: intracellular signal transduction; protein phosphorylation. Gene Ontology annotation, cellular component: nucleus; cytoplasm. The transcript is spliced from 8 exons. The record is from RefSeq and is a predicted model, not a curated record. Lineage: Eukaryota; Metazoa; Arthropoda; Insecta; Diptera; Drosophilidae. Gene Ontology annotation, molecular function: MAP kinase activity; ATP binding.
GAUUUUGACAGCCCUCAUACAAAUGUUCAAAGUGAAGUACAAUAAUGGUACUUGAAAUUAGAAUUAGAAUUAAUUAAUUACAAGAUUUAAUCGGUGUCUAAAAAGUGGUACAAAUCAAGUUCACUCUUUCUGCAAUUAAACUAUUUGUAUUUAUAUCUGUUAAUAAUAAAGAGUCUCAAAAAUAUUGAAAGGUAAUGCAACUCGUGUUACCGAUAUACACAUACACAUUAGUACAUACAAAUGUGUGUAUAUAUUCAAGUUUGAUAGAAAUUAUUUCAUAAACGAAAAACAAAUUGGGUUUAAAAUGGCGGAAGCAAAUGCUGCUGGAACAAGUGUUGAAGGUGCUGUUGGUUUGCUAGCCCCGCACCCUAAUGCUGAACUAAUAAGGGGUCAAAUUUUUGAAGUGGGUCCCAGAUAUACCAAAUUAGCUUACAUUGGCGAAGGAGCUUACGGCAUGGUGGUAUCUGCCGAUGACACGAUAACAAACCAAAGAGUUGCAAUUAAAAAAAUUUCGCCGUUUGAACACCAAACGUAUUGUCAAAGAACACUCAGAGAGAUAACCAUCCUGACCCGAUUUAAACAUGAAAACAUUAUUGAUAUACGAGACAUCUUGCGAGUAGAUAGUAUAGAACAGAUGAGGGAUGUUUAUAUUGUACAGUGUUUAAUGGAGACUGAUUUGUAUAAACUACUUAAAACACAGAGGCUCAGUAAUGACCAUAUCUGCUACUUCCUGUAUCAAAUAUUACGAGGAUUGAAGUACAUUCAUUCAGCAAACGUUUUACAUCGGGAUUUAAAGCCAAGCAAUCUAUUGUUGAAUAAGACGUGUGAUUUAAAAAUUUGCGAUUUUGGAUUAGCCCGAAUUGCAGAUCCUGAGCACGACCAUACUGGCUUUCUAACAGAAUAUGUUGCUACUCGGUGGUAUCGCGCACCUGAAAUUAUGCUCAAUUCCAAGGGAUACACAAAAUCUAUUGAUAUCUGGUCCGUUGGGUGCAUUUUGGCUGAAAUGUUAAGUAAUCGACCAAUAUUCCCUGGAAAACAUUAUCUGGACCAACUAAAUCAUAUUCUUGGUGUCUUGGGAUCUCCAUCGCGCGAAGAUUUAGAGUGCAUUAUUAAUGAAAAGGCACGUAACUAUUUGGAGUCUUUGCCUUUUAAGCCAAAUGUUCCAUGGUCGAGACUUUUCCCAAAUGCCGAUCCCUUGGCUUUAGAUCUUCUUGGAAAAAUGUUGACAUUUAAUCCGCACAAACGAAUUCCAGUUGAAGAAGCCCUUGCACAUCCCUACUUAGAGCAGUAUUAUGACCCUGGAGAUGAGCCUGUUGCCGAAGUACCAUUUCGUAUAAAUAUGGAAAAUGACGAUAUAUCUCGAGACGCCUUAAAGUCAUUGAUUUUCGAAGAAACUUUGAAAUUUAAAGAACGACAGCCAGAACAAGCAAUUUAAGAAAACAAAUAAUAUAUUUUUAUAAAUAAAAAGCACCUUUUUAUAUUUUGUUUAGUUGUUUUAAGUAAAACUACAUCCACUUCGUGAUUUAUAUGUUUGCAAUCACUUUCCAUCAUUUUAAUGGGUAAUAUUUUUUAAGAAAACUGGCUGUAAUAAUUUUUAAUAUAUUUGAUAACUGAUAACUACAAAAUUAGAAAUUACAGUUCUAUAUGAGAACAAAUUACACUAGUUUACAACGAUUGCAGGUAAAAUUACAAAAAAAUCACGAAAGUUGAGAAAGUAGCUCCAAAAUAAUGAUGGUUUUUCAUGAUAAAAAAAUUAUUUUACUUUAAUAUAACAGUCAUAACUGUUCUUUUCAGUGGAAGAUUUUGAGUAUCAAAUUUCUAUAGAAUAAUUCCGAUCAUCUCCUUUAAUUCUAUUGAUAAAUAUAGCUUAAAUUUUACCUUAAA